Spinacia oleracea (spinach) is the source of this 1322-nucleotide messenger RNA. RefSeq names its product RNA exonuclease 4-like. Bases 1 to 1077 code for a protein of 358 amino acids. Gene Ontology annotation, molecular function: nucleic acid binding; 3'-5' exonuclease activity. Gene Ontology annotation, biological process: rRNA processing. Lineage: Eukaryota; Viridiplantae; Streptophyta; Magnoliopsida; Caryophyllales; Amaranthaceae. The record is from RefSeq and is a predicted model, not a curated record. The transcript has 7 exons. Gene Ontology annotation, cellular component: nucleus.
AUGGACUACAGAUCAAUUGAGUCUUCAGAUUCUUCAAGAAACAAGUGUGCUGCAUGUUAUAGACAAUUCAACAGGAAGGAACACUUGGUGGAUCACAUGAGGACUUCCUUUCACUCAGUCCAUGAACCCAUGUGUGGUGUUUGCAAGAAACGUUGUCGAUCCUUUGAAUCACUUAGAGAACAUCUCAUUGGACCGUUACCAAAGGUGGAAUGUGCCAAAAUAUUUAGCACUCGAGGAUGCAACAUAUGCCUCACCAUUCUAGAUAGCCCUUACACCCUAAGAAUGCACCGAGGAGCAUGCCAACUUCCUCGCCCCAAUGGACUGAUUUCAAGCAUGGCCAGCAUGAAAAUCUAUGACAAUAUGAAGAUUGACAAUGGUCGAGAAAGAACAACUCCUAGUGUUGUUGCACUUGCUUGUAAAAUGGUGGGUGGUGGCAAUGAUGGAACACUUGAUAUAUGUGCUCGAGUAUGCCUAACGGAUGAACAUGAUAACAUCAUGUUUCAAACAUAUGUCAAGCCUCAUAUUCCUGUCACUAAUUACAGGUUUGAAACAACGGGUGUGAGACCAGAAAACAUAAGGGAUGCAAUGCCAUUGAAGCAAGUUCAAAGAAAAAUUCAAGAUUUCCUAUGCAAUGGUGAACCUGUGUGGAAAAUCCGAUCAAGAGGAGGUAAAGCUAGGAUUCUUGUAGGGCAUGGCCUAGAUCAUGACCUCGAUUGCCUUGGAAUGGAAUAUCCUGCACUUAUGAUUAGGGAUACGGCAAAAUAUCCUCCAUUGAUGAAAACAAGCAAGCUCAGCAAUUCCUUAAAAUAUCUAACACAUACAUAUCUAGGGUUUGAAAUUCAGACGGGGAUCCAAGACCCAUAUGAAGAUUGUGUUUCUACGAUGAAACUAUACAUGAGAAUGAGAUCUCAAAAUCAUAAACUAGAACACUAUCCAUUAGCAAGUGAUCCCCAGAAUAGGAACAACUUUGCACAAUGGAGAGAAGCCGAGCUUGAGAAAAUGAGUCCAGAUGACUUGUUAGUUGUCUCAAGGUCCGACUAUUAUUGUUGGUGUUUAGACUUGAAGGGAUAUGCUUGAAUCAUGCAACUAAUUCACAUUUUUAAGGUUUAAGAGGAUACAUAGAUGAUUUGCAUACUUUAUUUUAUUCAACAAAAUACAAAUAGAAAAUAAAACUGUCUAGAAAGAUUGGUGAUAGAAAAUUCAACCAAAACUGUCUAGAAAUUAAUAUUUGUGAUAGAGGUCGAAUUCAUUGUUAAGUAUAUAUUCGACAUGAUUUUGUAAUCCAUGGAGAACUUAUUAAUAUAGGUAUGUAACUUCUUUAA